Messenger RNA from Dimorphilus gyrociliatus, 3335 nucleotides. The record is from the annotation of a GenBank genome assembly. Lineage: Eukaryota; Metazoa; Annelida; Polychaeta; Dinophilidae.
GCUUUAUAUUUUGUGCAUCAAUAUUUAUUCGAUUUAUCGCCCAAAUUUGAUGAUACAGCUGAUAACUUCCUUAGAAUAAUUUAAAUACUUAAUUAACUGAAGGCAUGUCUAAGAAUGCUACACAUCUAAUCAAUUCUGAAAAGAAAACUAAAAUUUUAGCAGAAAAAGGCAGAAAUGAAAAUAAAGCUCUGUCUGGACAAGACGCUUUCAACCAAGGUAGCUCUUCGCUUCAUGUUAAAGCAGAGAAAAUGAAGCUAUUAGAUAAAGUUCAGCUAGAUGGAGAGAAUGAAAUUGCAAAAAGUUCUGAGCUAUCAGAAAGUUUCCGACCGGUAAAACAUAGCACUCCGUCCAAGAUUCCUAAAGUUACAAGAAAAGCGAAAAAGAAAUUUAAAGUCUUUGAUCCAUCAUACACUUGGAAUAAGGGCGGAAGAAUAAAAGAACUGAGGCUAAGGUAUCUAGCCAGGAAAUAUUUGCAUUUGUGGCUUAUUGGAACUUUUGGUUCGAUAAAAAUAUCCAAAGCAAGGUUAUUACACUUUGAAGAAAAGAUUAAAAAGAAAUGCAUGAACCAGAUAAAAAAUAUCUGGUGGCAUAAUCGAAAAGAAUAUCGUUUAAAUCUUCGAGCAGACCUACAUAAUAAGUACAGACUUUACAAUAUUGCGUGGAAGAGCUGGACUACUUUCAUGAAAAUUCAGUCUGUUGAAAAUGAAAAGAAUCUUAUUGCUGAUAAUUAUCGAAACUUUGUCUUGAAAAAGAAGGCGAUACAAAUUUGGGUUAAGUACAUUGGUAAAAGGAGACUUCGAAAUAUUGAAAAAGAAAAGUGUAGACCGUUAUACAAUGCGUUAUAUUUAAAACAAAAUUUCGGAUUUGAGCAACAAUUCCUUAGUAUCAAAAUGCUUCAAUAUAUGGAAGUUAUCGUUUUACGUCAGAAGAAAAAAGACUUGCAAAAGAAGGCUAGUGAAUAUCAUGAACUGAAGACGAAAAGAACCUACUUAUGUGCUUGGAAAUUGUUUAUGAAAAUCAAGAAAAAUCAAGAAUAUCGUAAUGAAUUAUCUCAGAACUUAAGAAAAAAAUCUUUACUAAAAUUUGCUUGGCAAAUGUGGUUAAAGAGAUGCGAUCAAAGAGAUGAAAUAAUUCAAUAUAAUCAAAUAAAAACAGCGCAAACUCAUUAUUCAAAACAAUUGCUAAAAAAAUCUUUACUAAAACUUGUAAACUAUGUUAACCACAGGAGACAUAAAAGGAGUUUGAAUGCUACUGCUGAUUUACAAUUUUCUUCAAAAAUUUUACCUAAAAUGUUCAAUAACCUCAAGACUUAUACAGAGUUUAGAAGAUAUAAAAGAGAAUUAUUAGAAGAUUCGCUGCAAUUUAGAACAGAGAGCUUAUAUUCUAUGGUUUUCUAUCAUUGGAAAGACCGGUUGGAAAGAAACAGAGAGCAUCGAUUGAACACACGAAUUGCUCUACUACACAGAGAAAAGUUAAUUUUGAAACAGACGUUUGAAUUAUGGAGAAUGAAAGCUGAAAGAGCUUUAAUGGUACAAACGCAAAUGGAGAUCGCUGAUGAGCAUUAUUUUCAUAACAUAAUGAAAAAAUAUUUAAGCUACUGGAUGAUGUACACCAAUGCUAAAAAUGACAAACGAAUCAAGGAAAUUUUUUCUCAAAAUUUCUAUUGCAUAAAACUGUUAAAAAUUAGUUUCAAUACUUUAAGAUCGUACAAAAACUAUCAAAAACAAAAGAAAGCAAAGAUUGAGAGAGCCGAUAAGUUUUUCCAUACAAAAUUGUUCAAGCAAGUAUUUCACUGCUUGAAAAUAAAUGUGCAUAACAGCUCGAUAUUUAAUGAAAAAGCUGAAAAAUUUUCUAAGCGAUAUUCAACAAAGCUUCUUUGUUCGUCAUUUACUACAUGGAGGGAAAUGGUGACAAUUUGGAAAUCAGAAAAAAAUUAUAUGCAAAUAGCUGAAAUUUAUUUUAAUGCUAAAUUGGCAGGAAAUGUUAUCAAAGAGUGGAGAAGCUAUACUGUUCGUAGAAUAGAAAAGACCAGGGAUCAAUCAGACAUUAUAAAUGACUGUCGAGAAAGAUUGCGGUCUUCUUGUUUACAGUAUUAUUUCACUCUUUGGAAAAGCAAGAGAGAUAUCGUUUUGAUGAAUAGGCUUGACAAUGAACGAGCUUCUUUAAGAUUUGCAUAUUCUAUAAAAGUUAAAGUUUUCAGAUCCUGGGUUGCCUAUAUAAAAAACAACCAAAAAACGUCCAUAAUGAAGCAGCAAGCUCAAAACUAUUAUUCUCAAAAACUAAAAAAGACUUCUUGGCUAACUUGGCAAAAUUCCCUUAUUGCCAAAGAAAAGCAAAAUUCUCAAACAGCAAUUGCGCUCUGGCAUUGGAGUAUGAAACUACAAUGGAAGAGUAUGGAAAUUUGGAAAAGGUACAUUGAGAAAAGGAAAUAUAAGAAAGAAAUGUACAAGCUUGCACUCGAUGAAUAUAGAAACAGACUACUAAAAUCGGCUGUAUCAGAUUGGAUAAAAACAGCAGAUCAACUUCAGAAUUUAAAAAGAAAGAUGGCUUUAUCAAGGAAUGAGACCGAAUCACAAAGAGAGUUUUCUCUAGCCCUUAAGGUUAUUUCUCAUUGGAAAUUUUGGGCGUCCAAAAAGUCUUUGAGCAGAUCAGAAAAACCUUCAUGUCAAUUAUCGUCUUCGGUGGAAAAAUCUCAGCCAAAAGUCAAGCUAAAAGUUCAGUUCGCUGAUCCUAUAAGUAGUGAUAGCUUACCUAUUGUCAAAGCAAGGGAAAAACCAAGAAAACCUGAUUUCCUUGUUGAUUCUUUAAAUAGCGACGGGCUCAUUACCAGCAUUUCUGGGGAAAAACCUGAUGAUCAAGAAUUUAAAAGACACGUUAAUGAAGUAACUUCUUCUCCCAAAGAAACUAAUAAGCCCUCUCUCAAAUCAUUUGAAAAGGUAAAAUUGCAAUCCCCUAGGGAAUUUUCGGAGGAAAAAGACCCUAAGCCCAAGAAGAUUAGUUUACUUCCACCAACAGCUUUCAUGAGCGAAAACAAAGAAGAAAGAAACUCGCUUUCCUUAGAAGAAGAAAUGUUCAAGAUUAAGAGUUUCCUACGAAAUUAUAAACAACUGAAACAGAAAGUUGCAAAAAAUGAAGAUAUUCUAAAACAAUUAAUGGACCUCAAAGGGAGCGAUAAUGAUAAUCUUUCUACAGAAAUUUCCAAGGAAAUUGAAAUGAUUUUUUCGGAGAUUGCAAGGGACAGAGAAACUAUAAUUUCUAAAAAAGAAGAGGCUGAACUUUUGGCUAAAAGGGGUCAGGAACUUGUUAAUUUUAAACGAACUAAACCGAAUCAAUAG